AUGGACAAUCAGGGCAAUCGCUUGUACCUCAACUUUGGGAAUAAUAACGACCGACUUGCCCCCAAUAACGACCGCACCUAUCCCACCACACCCUCAACCUUCCCGCAGCCCAUUUUCCAAGGUCAAACGCCGGGUCAGGGCGGUUCCCAGCAGCCUCAGGCCUACCAGCAGCAGGGCUAUGCGGGGGGAUACUUCCCGCCGCCUAACCAGUACGGCGCCCAGUACUCUUCACAGCUGGGCGCUCAGGCUGCCGACUACAAUUCCCGGGGCUAUGGACAGCCUCGGCCGGCUCCCGGCGCCAACAAUGAUCCCAACACAGGGCUCGCCCACCAAUUUUCGCACCAGAACCUAGGCGGCGCUGGCGGAUCGUCUCCGUAUGGCGCCCGUGGCGCAUCCCAAGGUCAGCGCCCCAGGACGGCUGGCGCGCAGGGCCAGCAGCCCGGUUAUGGGAGUUAUCUGAACGCACCGCCGAUGCCUAGUCAGACACCCCAGUCAGGGGACUAUUUUGCUGUCGCCCCGGAGAGGAACCCGGACAAGUACGGUCUGAAUGCGAACAACAACCAGAAGAAAUGCUCCCAGUUGGCCUCGGAUUUCUUUAAGGACAGUGUCAAGAGGGCACGGGAGCGCAACCAGCGACAAAGCGAGAUGGAGCAGAAGCUGGCCGAGACCACCGAUCCUCGGCGCCGGGAAUCAAUCUGGGCUACGGCAGGACGUAGGGAAGGCUCCUACCUCCGUUUCCUACGCACCAAGGAUAAGCCGGAGAACUACAACACCAUUAAGAUCAUCGGCAAGGGCGCCUUUGGCGAGGUCAAACUGGUGCAGAAAAAGACGGAUGGCAAGGUCUACGCUAUGAAGUCCCUGAUCAAGGCGGAAAUGUUCAAGAAGGACCAGCUCGCCCACGUUCGUGCGGAGCGCGAUAUUCUUGCCGAGUCGGACAGCCCCUGGGUCGUCAAACUGUAUACGACCUUCCAGGACGCCAACUUCCUGUACAUGCUCAUGGAGUUCUUACCCGGCGGCGACCUCAUGACCAUGCUGAUCAAGUAUGAGAUCUUUUCGGAGGAUAUCACGCGGUUUUAUAUCGCCGAGAUUGUCCUGGCCAUCGAGUCCGUCCACAAGCUGGGCUUCAUUCACAGAGAUAUCAAACCGGACAAUAUCCUCCUCGACCGGGGUGGCCAUGUCAAGCUGACGGAUUUCGGUCUGUCGACCGGCUUCCAUAAGCUGCACGACAACAACUACUACCAGCAGCUUCUUCAGGGCAAGUCGAGCAAGCCGCGCGAUAACAACCGCAACUCGAUUGCCAUCGACCAAAUCAACUUGACGGUCAGCAAUCGGUCGCAGAUCAAUGACUGGAGGCGAUCGAGGAGAUUGAUGGCCUACUCCACUGUCGGCACUCCCGACUACAUCGCGCCCGAGAUCUUCACCGGGCACGGCUACUCAUUUGACUGCGAUUGGUGGUCAUUGGGCACUAUCAUGUUCGAAUGCCUAGUUGGCUGGCCGCCUUUCUGCGCCGAAGAUAGCCACGACACGUAUCGCAAGAUCGUCAACUGGAGACAAUCCCUGUACUUCCCCGACGACAUCCAACUGGGCGUCGAAGCGGAGAACUUGAUCCGGAGUCUUAUUUGCAACUCGGAGAACCGUCUUGGCCGUGGCGGUGCGCACGAGAUCAAAAACCACGCCUUCUUCCGGGGCGUUGAGUUCGACAGCCUGCGGCGGAUCCGAGCGCCUUUCGAGCCGCGCCUGACGUCCAACAUCGACACGACCUACUUCCCCACUGACGAGAUCGACCAGACGGACAACGCCACCUUGCUCAAGGCUGCGCAGGCUAGGAACAACGCGCAGCAGGUGGAGGAGAGUCCCGAAAUGAGCUUGCCGUUUAUAGGAUACACCUUUAAGCGCUUUGACAACAACUUCCGGUGA
Molecule: messenger RNA, 1917 nt
Organism: Chaetomium strumarium
Lineage: Eukaryota; Fungi; Ascomycota; Sordariomycetes; Sordariales; Chaetomiaceae
Product: kinase-like domain-containing protein
Exons: 3
Coding region: 1-1917 (638 amino acids)
Biological process (GO): intracellular signal transduction; peptidyl-serine phosphorylation
Molecular function (GO): protein serine/threonine kinase activity; ATP binding
Source: RefSeq, a predicted model, not a curated record